Messenger RNA from Cannabis sativa, 2645 nucleotides. Its product is annotated as protein FAR-RED IMPAIRED RESPONSE 1. The coding region runs from base 311 to 2260 and encodes 649 amino acids. NCBI's taxonomy places the organism in Eukaryota, Viridiplantae, Streptophyta, Magnoliopsida, Rosales, Cannabaceae. The transcript has 2 exons. The record is from RefSeq and is a predicted model, not a curated record. Gene Ontology annotation, biological process: regulation of DNA-templated transcription. Gene Ontology annotation, molecular function: zinc ion binding.
UUGGUGGGAUCAAAAAAAAAUCUUUGGAGUUAUUUUUUGUGAAUAUUAAAUUUUUAUUGUUUAGCAAUACUCUUAAAAUUAGUACCCAAACUUUUUCCUUCUCCGUUUCCCACCGUUAACUCCGUUAACUCUCCGGCGGACUUCUCUAAAUCUCUCCAAUCUUCACAAAUUUCAUUCCCAAACACAUUUUCCCCGCGAAAUUUUCGAUUAUUUUUUCUCAAUUCAUCUUCUUUCCCCCUCAAAAUCAACCUUCUUUAUCGCGAUUGAGGUUUAAUUUCAGUUUUGUGAUCCAGUGACUGAGGUAUUUAGAAUGAAAGAGGUUGUGUCUUCAUUUGAAGAUGUAAAUAGCAAGGAAGCUUUGGAUGAGAAUAAAAUGGAUAAAAGAUUUGGACUUUAUGAGAUAGUUAAACCGCCUGAAACUGGCAUGACUUUUGACUCAGCAGAUUCCCUUUAUGAGUACUACAGACAAUUUGGUAGACAAGAAGGUUUUGGAGUUAAGAAGAAAACAUCGCGUGCUUCAAUGGAUGGGAGAUCGAAAUUCGUGUGCCUUUCAUGUUCUCGUGCAGGGAAGUCGAUAUCUCAUAAACAGAAUUACCUAACACCAAAUCCGCUUACAAGAAUUGAAUGCAAGGCUAGGAUCAAUGCUACAAUACUUGAAGAUGGAAAGUGUAAGGUUAAUUCUGUUGCACUUGAGCAUAAUCAUGAAUUGAGUCCAAGUAAAUCGCAGUUUUACUUAUGCAAUCGAGAAAAAGUUAUUGGUGUGCGUCGAAAGCUUGCCCCGAGUGAUCAAACAUCGAAUGGUGUGAUAAACAAUUAUCAAUCAGUGGACACCGGGGCCUUUGAUAAUGUCACGAUGCUAGAAAACGACUGCAUGAGUUAUUUUGAGAAAGGAAGUCGACUACAACUAUUUGCGGGAGAUGCUAAAGCAAUCCAGGAAUAUUUUGUUCGUAUGCAAAUUAAGAAUUCAAAUUUCUUUUAUAUGAUGGAUAUGGAUGAUGAUGCGAGAAUCAAGAAUAUAUUUUGGGCCGAUGCACGCAGUAGGGCAUUGUACGAAGAGUUUGGUGAUGUAGUUACAUUUGACACAACAUACUUAACAAAUAAGUAUGAUAUGCCCCUUGCACCUUUCACAGGGGUGAAUCAUCAUGGUCAGCCCAUCUUGUUCGGAUGUGCAUUGCUAUCAGAUGAGAAUACGGCUACAUUCACAUGGUUGUUUAAGACUUGGCUUGCCUGUAUGUCUGGACGCGCUCCAAAUGUUAUAAUUACAGACGAGCACAACUCAAUGACAAAAGCAAUUGAUGCGGUUUUCCCCAAUACUAGACAUCGUUGGUGUUUGUGGCAGGUAAUGAAGAAGCUACUAGUGAAGUUGGAGGGUCACAAAUUGUAUGACCAAGUGAAAAUGUCACUACAAGAUGCUAUUUAUGAUUCUUUCACGAAGAAAGAAUUCGAAGAAAGCUGGGAAAGAAUUGUUAAAGAUUUGAAUCUUUGUGAUAAUUUAUGGCUAAGUAGCUUAUACAAUGAGAGGAAUCGUUGGGUUCCAGCCUUUCUAAAGGACUCGUUUUGGGCGGGAAUGUCAACCACACAACGUGAUGAAAACUCUGUUCCUUUCUUUGAUGGGCGUGUUAACUCAAAAACAACCAUAAAACAAUUUGUCGAACAAUAUGACAAGGCGUUAAGGAACAAGGUUGAGAAAGAACACCUUGCAGAUUUCCAGUGUUUUAGUACUUGGAUCCCAUGUGUAACCCUUUUCGAGAUUGAAAAACAAUUUCAGGUGGCUUACACCAAUACAAAGUUCAAAGAAUUUCAAAAGGAGUUGACUGGGAAGCUUUAUUGUGAAGUCUCUUGUAUUGACAGUAAAGAUGGAAAUUUUGAUGUUUCUGAGGUUAUGUUUGUUGGAGAUAAACGUAAACAAGUUCAUUUCAAUGUUCAGUUCAACACAGAGAAUUGUGAAGCUCAUUGUAGUUGCGGUUUGUUUCAAUUUAGAGGGAUCCUAUGCAAACAUGCGAUUUCGGUUCUCUUGAAAAUGGAAGUUAUAAAUGUACCAGAAAAGUAUAUCCUACAACGAUGGAGGAAGGAUUUGAAAAGAUGUCAUACAAGGGUCAAGGUUGGUUAUUAUGAUGAUUGGACUAGCAAUCUCGAGGCACAACGAUAUGACAAGCUACGAAAGAAAUUUGAUGAAGUUGCUGACUUAGCAGUGGUCUCUGAUGAGAAGAUGAUGCAAUUAUGGAAUUUGUUAGAUGAAAUUCAGACAAAAGUAAAAUGAGACUACUCGAUCGAUAAGUAGCAACUAACAUUGCUCGUCGUGAAGCCCCCGACUCUAUGCAUCAGGGUACUGAGCUCAUGCUUGGGAGCAGCAACAAUACCACCAGAGAUGGGUAACUUUUUUAUCUCUCUAAUUUUGUGAAUGACUUACAUAUGCUCUUGUUUUAAUUUUGUGUUUGUAUUGCUGAUUUCGGUUUUUUGCUAAAAAGAGGCUAAAGAUGGAACCUUUUAUGUGCAUAUAGUGCAGAAUCAUAUCAGUUGUUAAAAAGCAAUAGAAAAGAAAUAUUUUAGAGGACAUGUGAACUCUUGUCUGUAAAUAUUAAAGAGAUGUUUGUUUUGUGGUGUUGAUGUAGAUGUAUUAAUAUGUUGAUGAUCUCUUUAAAGUA